This is a messenger RNA of Danio rerio (zebrafish), 1702 nucleotides long. The record is from RefSeq and is a predicted model, not a curated record. NCBI's taxonomy places the organism in Eukaryota, Metazoa, Chordata, Actinopteri, Cypriniformes, Danionidae.
GAUGUGCCUCUCACCUUGAAUUUUAUUUGAAUUUCCCUAGACAUAUUACUUUUUCUGAGCUAGUUAAGGGGAGAGGGCUACAUUUGUGGGGGCUCGUCCGGGAUCAAUCAGAUUACUCAGAUUGUUAAUUCAGAAAGAAAUUUAGAAGUGAUUUAUUUGCGUGUAUACUUAUUCUGGGGUUUAUUUUGAAUAUAUAUUUUUCUCUUUCAUUCAGUUUUUUUACAAACACAUUUUACAUUCUUUUUUUUGUAAGUUAAAAAAAAAAAAAUGGAGGUUAGUGAGAUUAUUGCUUGGUGCAGAGACAAAGAUGUGGGUCUUGACAAAGUUAUUAUUCUUAGCAAUGUGCCUACAGACUGUGAGGACAGAGUGAUCUAUAAUGUACUAGAUACUGCUCUGGGAGUUGGUAAAUGCAAAGUGCUUGGUUGUCGCUUAGAUAAAAAUAAGGAAUUUCAAUUUGUUUUGAUUGAAUUUGAUGAUGACAUAUCCAAGACAUCUAUCCCUGCAGAGAUUGGAGGACCUGAAGUAGGUCUCUGGUACACACAGGUUGUGUGUGUUGCAGCUGAAGCUCCUAAAAAGAGCAAGGAAGAUGAAUUUCAGACUAAGUUGAAUUUGUUCCUUCAAAACGAAGGAAAAUCAUUAGCUGACAUUUCAAGUUUGGCAUCUCCUGCUCCUGACCUCAACACUAAGCUGGUCGAGGCCAUAAACUCCCUUGUUCAAACAUGUCAUGUGGCUUCAUCUGAGGAGAGAGGGAUAUAUAGAAAGCUGCGCCCUUUUUCAGGGUUUAUACCAACUCCUCUUGGGGAAGAUGAGUUUGAGAUUUGGGUGGAGCAGACUACACACAUUUUGGAAGAGUGGCAGUGCUCUGAUAAUGUUAAGAAGCAGAAACUAGUAGAGUGCCUCAGAGGUCCUGCAGCAGAUAUUGUAAGAUUUGAAAAGACUGGCAACUCAGCCGCUACUUAUAGUGACUAUCUUAGUGUACUAGAGUCAGCAUUUGGCAGUACUGAGGAUGCUGCAGAUUUAAUGCUUAAAUUUCGAAGCACAUACCAGAAUGAAGGAGAGAAGCUGUCAGCCUACAUAUUGAGGUUGGACAGGCUGCUCCAUAGCAUGCUGCGGAAAAAGGGAAUUGAGUAUUCUGCUCUUAAUCAUCUUAGAAUGCAGCAAAUAGUCAGAGGUGCCCUGGCAGGUGACAUGGUGGCUAUGCGUUUGAGGAUGACCCACAAGCUUUGUGAGCCACCUUCUUUCAACGAGUUAAUGAAGGAGGUUAGAGAAGAAGAAAAUAUGGUCAGCAGUAGGCGCACCUUACCAUCUAAUGUUGCCAUGUCUGUAGUGCCCACUACCAAGAAGGAUUCGUCUGCUAACAGUGGUACUGUCGACUCAGAAGUAGAAAAGUUAAAGAAGGAGAUUAGGGGGCUGAAAAAUGAGGUGUCUCGGUUGUCAGCUGCAGCCAAAGAACCUGUAGCCCAUGAUCGUCCAGCCAUGCACAGUCUGGCUGCUGUUGCUGACUUUAAAACUCCAACACGUACAGUAACCAAAGCCAACAUAUUUUGCUACAGAUGCGGGGAAGAUGGGCAUCUUAAGCGGGACUGUAAAAACGAUGAAAAUCUCAGGAAAGUAAACCAGCGACUCAUCAGAAUGAGACAAUCUUCGGGAAACUUCUCCGGGGCUCAGUAAAGGAACGGCCUGAAGCUCCGGGAAAGACACG